Plasmodium yoelii is the source of this 330-nucleotide messenger RNA. RefSeq names its product glutaredoxin 1, putative. Gene Ontology annotation, molecular function: glutathione disulfide oxidoreductase activity. Gene Ontology annotation, cellular component: nucleus; cytoplasm. The record is from RefSeq and is a predicted model, not a curated record. Gene Ontology annotation, biological process: cellular response to oxidative stress. The coding region runs from base 1 to 330 and encodes 109 amino acids. NCBI's taxonomy places the organism in Eukaryota, Apicomplexa, Aconoidasida, Haemosporida, Plasmodiidae. The transcript is spliced from 5 exons.
AUGGGAUCCACAUACGAAGCUAUUAAAAAAUUUGUACAUAAAAUCAUCGAUGAAAAUAAAAUUGCUGUAUUUUCAAAAACUGAAUGCCCAUAUUGCGUUAAAGCAAUAUCCAUUUUAAAAGGAUAUAAUCCUAAUGUGUAUGUAGAGCAAAUUGAGAAAAACCCUAAUAUGGCAGAUAUCCAAUCAUAUUUCAAGGAAUUAACUGGAAAAAGUUCCGUACCAAGAAUAUUUAUUAACAAGGAAUUUGUCGGUGGAUGUGAUGACUUGGUCAAGGAAAACGAAACCGGAAAACUUCAAGAGAGACUCAAGAGCAUCGGAAUGAUUAACUAG